CCUGGGCAGUGCUGCUCGUUCUCUGAGCCAUCUGACGUCCUCAGCCAUUUAGGGGACUCAACUAUUUUUGCUUAUAUUGGGCCAUUUCAUCAUAUAUUUGAGAGUCAAGAAGGGCCAACCAGCGAGGGAAAAGAAGAGCUGGGGUUAGGUGUCUUCUAAGAAGCUUCUGUAGCUGGUACCAUGAAACAGCGACAAAAGAGGAAACAUCUGGAAGAUGAAGAGUCCCAGGAAACGGCUGAGCAGGGAGGAGGAGUCUCGAAGUCGCAGGAGGAUGCCCUUCAGCUUGGAUCCCCUGGGGUGGCCAAAGGCUGGGGCGCAGGGGUAGGGGAGGUGUCCUCUGCCUCUGAAUACUUCUCCUGUGUUUCUUCUCCACGCAAGUUCAUCCAUGGUGGACUCCGGAGAGUACAUCGAGACAGUCCCCAGCCUAGAUCACCCCUAGUCCAGGGUCAGGAGCGAGGGGAGACUGCUCCCCGCUCACACCAGGUCUCCUUCUCAUCCCCUUCAUCCUAUAAGACCUGUGUGUCCUCUGUGUACAGAAACAAAGAGGAAAGGGGCAUGAAAAUAUACUACAUGCAGGUACAAAUGCAAAAGGGUGUGGCUGUCUCCUGGGAGACAGAGGAGACCUCGGAGUCACUAGAGAAGCAGCCGAGGAUGGAAGAAGUGACCCUUCCUGAGAACGUGCGGGUAGGUACUCCCCCCUCUGAUGUGUCCACCAGAAACCUGCUGUCUGACAGCGAGCCCAGCGGGGAGGACAAGGACCACGAGGAGCGGGCAGAGUCAGACAGCCCGCCAGGCUCACCCACUGUUGAGGAGAGACCCAGGGCCAAGACCCCCGACUGGCUGGUGACCGUGGAGACUGGCUUCCGAUGCAUGGCCUGCUGCCGGGUCUUCUCCACCUUGGAGGUCCUCCAGGAGCACGUCCAGUAUGGGAUCAGGGAAGGCUUCAGCUGCCAUGUGUUCCACCUCACCAUGGCUCAGUUGAUGGGCAUCGUGGAACCUGAGUGCACCCAGGAGGAGAAGGAUGAGAACGAGGAGGAGGGGGAAGAGAAGCAGGAAGAAAAGGACGAGAAGGAGCAGCCCGCGCAGGAGGACCCUCGCGUGAAGCGACCCUGAAGCCGGUGCCCAGGCUGUGUGUUUCAUUCUCCAAAGGACAACAACAAUUGAGAUCCAUGAGCCAUAAAUUCCUGGAAGACGGUGUGGCCUUCUUUUGGGAGAAGGAGAAGAAAGGAUCCUGGGGAUAGUAGCAGAUAAAAUGCCAAUGAUGUGAAGAAAGAUGAAGGAACCGGCAUUCAAUCUAGUGUCACAUGAAAAUAUAAAUACCA
Prionailurus viverrinus (fishing cat) is the source of this 1322-nucleotide messenger RNA. Its product is annotated as protein FAM170A-like. Gene Ontology annotation, cellular component: nucleus. NCBI's taxonomy places the organism in Eukaryota, Metazoa, Chordata, Mammalia, Carnivora, Felidae. The transcript has 5 exons. Gene Ontology annotation, biological process: fertilization. The coding region runs from base 181 to 1113 and encodes 310 amino acids. The record is from RefSeq and is a predicted model, not a curated record.